UCGUGUUUGCAAUGCCUUCGAGCCUCUUGCAGUUUCUUGUCAAGAUUGAGUCUUGCACUUCGGCUGAGCUUUGUCUCGCUUUCGGGAAUGCCCCAUGAGGGAUGGCCCAUUCACGGCAAAGGUCGACUUGCUACAGGAUCCUCGAUGUCCGUUUUACCCAGUUGUACAGCAGAGAGCGAUUCGACCGAGUACCACCUCGGCGGCAGGCCAUGCGUCACUGAGGUUAGGCCGGGAGAUUACAAAGCAGUCUGACGAGCCAACACUUCACAGGAUAGGGUGUACUCACCGGCCCCUGCAACAGUCCUGUCACAUUCGAGUACAUCUCGAACAAUGGAAAGCCCGACACGGGAUCGCCAACACGGUAAAGGUUGACUCGCCCACGAGCCCCGAUACCCGUUCGUGCAAACGACCCCAUAUUGACAGCUCGCCACAGUCAACUAGAGCGAGAGGCUCGUUGACAGGCUCGAGCGUCCGGUGGAGGCAAGGGUCGGGAUGCCGAAUCAGCUGUCGAAUAAGCCAUUACGGGAGAGGGAAAGCGUGCUCACAGCACCCCCACAUUCCCUACAGAAUAUCAUGUUCUUACAUGAAGCACGACGAGCCGAUAUCAAACAACUACCGAGCGAGCUGGAUGCGGCCGGCUGCCGUGCAAACGCGCCAACAUUACUGAUGAACGGCACACAUGUUAAUCACUGCACGACAGCCAUCAGGCGCAUCCACCAACGCGAACAGCGGAGUGGUCGGCGAGGAGUCUGCUUCACAGCUCGGCUACGGCCUUGCAUUUGUGGCGCCGCGUUUGAGAACGUGGCUUGAUGCCCAACGACCUUUCUCUGGUCAUACAGGUCCCCACGCUUCCAGAGCGAGGACUACUUCUCGUGUCAUCUCACUGCGAUAAGUCGCAGGAGAGAUCUUGAGUACAUUGUC
This is a messenger RNA of Didymella exigua CBS 183.55, 921 nucleotides long. RefSeq lists its product as uncharacterized. The transcript has a single exon. Bases 95 to 667 code for a protein of 190 amino acids. The record is from RefSeq and is a predicted model, not a curated record. Lineage: Eukaryota; Fungi; Ascomycota; Dothideomycetes; Pleosporales; Didymellaceae.